AGAAGAUUGGACGCAGGUAUGGUAUGCAUGACCGGUAUGUCUGUCUCCCUGUCCAUCCCUCUUUCAAAUAAACGGUCCUCGCGUCCGUACUCCGUACCCCUUGCUCUCAGUCAGAAUCCAGUCCAUCCAUCACCACACCUCAUCAUCACUCGUCGAAUUCAACAGCGCGCAGCGCUCCAUGUGUUUUCCUUUAAGGUGUCCAAACUUGCGAGCAUACUUGGACACCUUGAAGGCCGAUCUGUCAUCGCAAUUGUCGGCGUCAAACUUGACCGUCUGGUCAAGUUUGUGGAAGGCCGAGGCCUCGGUAGGGUCCAAGUCUGUGGGGCAGGGGUAGGCGCCAUCGGCCGUCUGGCAGAGGCGAUAGAUGGCUGAAUUCUGAAUAGCCUUGUUGACACGGUCCCGGGCUGCUUCCGUGAUGGCACCUCUCUUCAGUAGAACGUGAGCCAGCUGCUUUAUGCUGGCACAUGUGUGGUGGCGGGGAGACACACACACACACACCGAGAGACACAGAGGGGGUGCGUUACGUCGGCGCUGUUGGUAUCAUUCUCACUCACCUGGUGUAGAAGAUGAACUUGUCUCUUUGGCUGUCAGGAAGUGUGGCGAGAUCUGGCUGAUGGCUUUCCUUGUUGGACUCGAGGUUGUGGAUGAGCACGUAUGCAGGGUCCUCCACGUCGGGGUUGUGCAUCAGGUUGAGUCCGGUCAGAAAGUCACCCUGGCCACUGUCUCCUAUCCAAAUGUAGCCUGUGGCCACACAACAGACAGAGAAAGGUCAUCGGUGUCUGUCUGCCCCGCCCCCUAUAUAUCUGUGUGUGUGACAAGGCAGGCAGUUAGGCGCCACUCGCGCCACCCACCGACCUUUUGCGCCAUCACCGGCUUGAGUGUAAUGGCCUCCUGGCUUGGUCAAGCUUUUGAUGAUGUUCUGUGCCUUCCUCUCCGCCGUCGCGGCCCAAUCUGUGCUAAAGAAGUCCACAAACCUGCCAAACCCGGACCGAUCCUCGUCAACGCCCCAAGUGCGGCCGUUGAGCAACCCUUUGAUGCAUACAUACAUGACCACAGCCAGCAUCCACCCACACCACGCCACGUACAGAACAGACACACCCGUACAGACAGACAGACAGAUGAACAAAACCGAAAAACGUCGCUGGCGUGUCAUCCAUUCCUUCCUUCCUUUCUUGACCAUCCAUUCCGUGUGCGGCCAUCAUAAAGCGACACAGACAGACAUACAGACGGCCAGACGGCCCCCCAUUCUCACCGGUUGCGUUGGACAGCUUGUUCCAGGAUUUCUUCUCUAAGCUCUGCACAGUCACAGACAGAAAGACAGACAGACAGACAGACAAGGAUUCCGAUGCAUGCACGUUUUGAUGGCCCUGAUGCUACUGCACCCACCUUGGGGUCCCCAACGGUGAUCUUUGGCCGUGCCGAUACCAGACGGAAGAAGGGAGGGUGCGCGACGAAGUCGGGGCCGGCAGAAAGCUCGAGGUACAGCUGCAUGAGGCCAGGGUACACCUGCACGCACACACGCACAGGCAGGCAAUGGAUGGGUGCAGAGGGGCCAUGGUGUCUUCCCAUGCACUUCAUCGGUGUAGCACAAAUCGUCUGACACACAAAGAGAGGGAGAGAAGAGAAUUCGAUGCAAAGCCACGUGGGUAACUGCCUUGUCUGUCUGCAAUGGGGAAUCACCCACACCACACCUGUGCCUUUGGGCCAGGAACCUCCGCUGCCUGCACACACACCGCACAGUCCUCAUGGCAUUCAUUGCAUGUACUGUAUGCAUUGGUCAAGCCAGCUGAUGUAUGGACUUGUCCAUCCUUCCGCACGCAUACGUACAGAUGAUGGUGUCGUCAAUGUCGCUGAACAGGAGAUACCCUUUUCCCAUCUCAUUUUGUUUGGAGAAGAGGAAGCCAUCAUUCUUCUUUUCUGAGACGGCCAAACGCGCAUCACCCACGCAAGGGACCGUUGCCAAUCCGACGAGGGUGGCGAUGCCACCAAGAAAUGGAAUCAGCAUUUGCCUCGAAAUCUAGCCGGACGGGACGUAUGCCAGUGGAGACGCCGCAAGCCCCCAC
Molecule: messenger RNA, 2063 nt
Organism: Vitrella brassicaformis
Lineage: Eukaryota; Vitrellaceae
Source: the annotation of a GenBank genome assembly